UUCUUCUUAUUAUUAUCAAACAUCUUUCUUUCACUGCGCCAUUCUCAUAUUCAAAUUUCCAUACUCAACUGCUUUAGGGAAAAAAAGAGAGAGAAGAAAAACUAUUCUGGUGGAUUUUUUAUUUUUUGUUCAUUAGUUAAUUAAUGACAAUAGAAUUUAGAAGACGAGAGGCUUUUCGAUUAUACAAAGCUACCUGGGCACGUGUUGUUAUCGAUACUCACCCAUCUCCUUCAUCCCCUGAAUCUGGAAGAAUUUGGGAGCACGUCACUUUGUCCGUAACUAAAUCUCGCAAAAAGUACUAGAUCGUAGAUUUUGCUGAAUAUCAAUGGCAAAUCAGGAGCUCAGCAAUGUAUCAUCAGCUCACCAGGUGGAAAGCUUUGCCAUAGAACUAAAUGAUGAUGGCCAUUCUGACAUUCUUAAUGAACGACCUGGAGUUACACCUGAACUAACUCAUGAAACACAUCACCACAAAAUCCACAAAGGAAAAGGAGGUUGGAAAUCAGCCGGACUCAUAUUGGUGAACCAAGGUUUAGCAACACUUGCAUUUUUCGGGGUUGGAGUGAACUUAGUCUUGUUCUUAACAAGAGUUCUUCGUCAUGGAAAUGCGUCAGCAGCAAACACUGUCAGUAAUUGGACCGGAACGGUUUACAUGUUCUCGCUGGUUGGAGCAUUCCUAAGCGAUUCCUAUUGGGGAAGAUAUUUGACAUGUUCAAUUUUUCAAGUGAUUAUUGUAAUGGGUACGGUUCUGCUGUCCAUAACAACCUCCUUUUUCUUAAUCAACCCUCCACGUUGUGGAGAUGCAUUUGGAGAAGUAAACUGUAAUCCACCGUCUUCAGUCGGAGUUGCCAUCUUUUACUUGUCAAUUUAUCUGGUUGCCUUGGGAUAUGGGGGUCACCAACCCGCAAUAGCAACAUUUGGAGCAGAUCAGUUUAAUGAGAUGGACCCUGUCGAGAAGCAUUCUAGAGCUCUAUUUUUCUCAUAUUUUUACUUUGCACUUAACGUUGGUUCUUUAUUUUCAAAUACAUUUCUAGUCUAUUUUGAGGAUAGAGGGUUAUGGACAGUUGGCUUUUUGGCAUCAGCUGGUUCAGCCAUUUUAGGACUCGUCCUUUUCUUGUUAGGGACAUCUGGGUAUAAGCGCUAUAAACCAUGUGGUAAUCCGUUGACUCGUAUAGCUCAAGUAUUUGUUGCUACCAUCAAGAAAUGGAAGGUUAAGGUCCCUACUGAUGGGAAGAUGCUCUAUGAGUUGGAAGGUUCAGCUUCAGCUAUAAAGGGGAGCAGAAAGAUCCACCACAGUAAUGAAUUAAGGUGGCUUGACAAGGCAGCAACUAUAACAGUGAAGGACAAGAAUGUAGAAAAAGCUAAACAGGAUCCAUGGAGACUUUGUACCGUAACACAAGUGGAAGAGGUUAAAGCACUCCUGAAGUUGUUACCUAUCUGGAUGUGGACUAUAAUAUACUCUGCAGUGUUCACUCAAAUGGCCUCACUCUUUGUUGAACAAGGAGCUGUCAUGAACACUAAAGUUGGCAAUUUUCACAUCCCUGCUGCAAGCAUGUCGGCAUUCGAUAUUAUUAGUGUUCUGCUCUGUACUUUCAUAUACAACGAGCUUCUAGUGCCAGUCACUGGUAAAUUAACUGGAAACCCUAAGGGGCUUUCUGAGCUCCAAAGAAUGGGAGUAGGACUUCUUAUCGGGUUAUUAGCUAUGCUAGCUGCUGGAUUCACCGAGAUAGAAAGGCUAAGACGUGUAAAUCCUGGAGAAGAGUCUAGUUCAUUAAGCAUAUUCUGGCAAAUACCUCAGUACGUGUUAGUUGGAGCAUCCGAGGUGUUUAUGUAUGUUGGUCAGUUAGAGUUCUUCAACAGUCAAGCUCCAGAUGGACUUAAGAGUUUCGGAAGCUCUCUAUGCAUGGCUUCUAUCUCGUCUGGGAACUUCGUCAGCAGCUUUAUCAUUAACAUAGUAAUGGGAGUCACAGCUGGAGACAGUAAGCCUGGUUGGAUUCCAGGCAAUCUCAAUGAAGGUCAUGUUGACAGAUUUUUCUUCCUCCUUGUCGGACUGAGUGCUGUUAAUUUCAUCUGCUAUUUGCUUUCUGCAAGGUGGUACAAAUAUAUUGAUGUCGAACCUGAAGAUGAAAGGAACUCGGAUAUGGAGGAGCAGCAGCUAGACGUAUAAUAACAUAGACCAUACUGAUACAUUAGAGAGUCAAACUAAUGAUCCUCGGUUAGUGUUUCUUCUAGUAAUCAGCAAAGUAGAUGGUUACUGUUUGUCUUUUUUUAUUGAUAGCCAAGUAGUUACUGUUAUCUGGUCAUAUUACAAGCUAGAGUCCUUGAACAAUGAAACCUUGAAUAUGUCCAUGUUCGUCUUAGGUGGUUGUAGUCUUUUAUUUCAAUAAUUAUGUUGUGUUCCUGAACCCAAUGUGGAUUCAAAGUAGGUGUUCUCAGAAAAUUUGCAAUCUGUGCAUAAGUACAUUUAUUUAAUUAUGUUAUUAAAGUUAUGAUCUAUUCUGCAUAAUCGUAUAAUUUUAUUUUUAUUUUUUAU
This is a messenger RNA of Papaver somniferum (opium poppy), 2530 nucleotides long. Its product is annotated as protein NRT1/ PTR FAMILY 7.1-like. The transcript has 5 exons. Gene Ontology annotation, biological process: transmembrane transport. Gene Ontology annotation, cellular component: membrane. The coding region runs from base 326 to 2164 and encodes 612 amino acids. Gene Ontology annotation, molecular function: transmembrane transporter activity. The record is from RefSeq and is a predicted model, not a curated record. NCBI's taxonomy places the organism in Eukaryota, Viridiplantae, Streptophyta, Magnoliopsida, Ranunculales, Papaveraceae.